AUGACCUAUCGAUGGCACGGCCAUGGCCACAGCCACGGCGUGUUAGAGGAGGAGGAAGAGGAGGAGGAGACGGCGGAGGAGAGGGCGCUGAGGCUGAAGUUGUCGGCGGCCGACGUGAAGGCCGCGGACCGCAUCACGUGGGUCGGCGUCUGGCUCAACGUGGUGCUCAGCGGACUCAAAGGAGUGGCGGGCGUGGCCUUCCACUCUUCGGGGCUGCUCGCGGACGCCGCACACUCGAUGAGCGACCUGGUCAGCGACUUUGUCACGCUCGUGUCGCUCAAGUACUGUGCGCGGCCGCCGGACGCGCUGCAGCCGUAUGGAUACGGCAAGUACGAGACCAUCGGGGCGCUGUCCGUGUCGCUGCUGCUGGUCGGAGGCUCACUGGGCAUCAUGGCGCACUCGCUGGACACGUUGCUGGUGCUGGUGGAGCCGGCGGCGGCGUCUACUACUGCGAUCGUGGCGCUAAAUCCGACGGAAGUGGCGGAGCUGGUGGAAAAGAUGGAUCCCGAGGCGCUGGAGGCCGUGGAGAGUCUGGCCAAGUCGGUGCACACGCACGCGCAUGGCAUGGUGAUGCACCCGGCGGCGUUGGGCAUUGCGGCGCUGUCUGUGGCGGCCAAGGAGGCGCUGUACCGCACGACGAUUAGCAUCGGUCGACGCGUGCACUCGAGCGUGCUGAUCGCGAACGCCUGGCACCACCGCAGCGAUGCAGUGACGAGCGUGGUGGCUAUGGGUGGCAUUGGAUUGAGCCUUGCAGGCUUCCCGUUGUUCGAUCCGCUGGCGGGUAUUGCAGUGGGUGGUAUAAUUCUCAAGAUGGGCGCGGAAAUGGGCUGGGACGCCACCAAGGAGCUGUGUGACGCCAAGUUGCCCGACAUGACCAUCAGAAGCCUGGAGAAGGCUGUAGACGAAGUGGUUGGGAAUAGCAACGGAGACGUGCUGAGCGUUCGUCAACUGCGUAGUCGCAGAGUCGGCCGGCAUAUCCAUGUCGACCUCACCCUGGUGGUCGACGACGCGGCGUCGGUGCACCGAGCUGUCGAGUGGAAGCAGAAGGUGAAGGGCGCCAUCAAGCACAGGAUGCCGCGUGUCAAGGACAUCGUCGUGGAGAUCGCUACGCCUGAGCAGUUGGCGGCAACUGCAGCGGCUGAAGCGAAGGAAGCCCAUGAUCAUGCCGCGCACAGCCACCUCUAG
Messenger RNA from Phytophthora sojae, 1185 nucleotides. RefSeq lists its product as hypothetical. Gene Ontology annotation, molecular function: monoatomic cation transmembrane transporter activity. The record is from RefSeq and is a predicted model, not a curated record. Gene Ontology annotation, biological process: transmembrane transport; monoatomic cation transport. The transcript is spliced from 2 exons. Bases 1 to 1185 code for a protein of 394 amino acids. Gene Ontology annotation, cellular component: membrane. NCBI's taxonomy places the organism in Eukaryota, Oomycota, Peronosporomycetes, Peronosporales, Peronosporaceae.